AUGUCCUCCACACGCCACAAUGCGUCGGCCACCUCGUCUGAAAGAAAACGCUUGCGCGAUAGACGAGCGCAACAAAACCUCCGAGAGAAACGGGAGAACCGCAUGAGAGCGUUAGAGGACCGGGUGGCCUAUUGCGAGAAGAAUCAUGGCAACGAAUUGAUCCGGGAUUGUAUGCUCACCGUCGAAAGCGUGAGACGUGAGAACGAGCUUCUUCAUGCUCGACAGGAGCACCUCCGUCGCCUGUUUCAGGACUGGGAGGUUCAAGGCAUCGGUGCGACGGGGGUGCAUCGAACCCUGUCCGCUACGUCGAUGACGACCAACUCCUUCCCAGAACCGUGGACACUGACGACAUCGACCUGUAGCCCACGAAGUGAGAUCGCAUUGGUCGAUCCGGCAAUGCAGAAUCUCUCCGGCUGGUCCGUCAAUAGUAUAGAUUCUGCAGGUCUCGGGUCCACUACCGACGGUCUCACAGCACCAUCGAUGACUGCCAGCAUGUGGCCCGUAGGGUCAGAAACUCGAAGCCCACCCUCACCAAUUAUCCAGAUCCCCAUGAUGCCCAGCAUGCACCCCACAUCAGGGUCAGACACCUAUGCCGUGAUUACCCGCAAGGAUUAUACGCAGAUGGCUGCUAGUACUGGGAGUUGGUCUGGGUGGUCAGCUCUGUCCGACACCGUCGCCAAGCUACCUCUUUUGCCGUCCCCGUUCGAACUACUACAUGGCUCAAGACGUAACUGGCUGGCAGACCAGAUCAACCGACUGCUGCGGCGGCUGAGCCUCCGAGAACCUGACCGCCUGGCAUUAAGCUGGACAAUGUAUUCUUUUGUUAGAUGGCGGGGCACCCCUACCCCGGCCACCUUUGCCAACAUGCCAACAUUUCUACAACCCGUGGCAGGACAGAUACGGGAGCAGCAACACCCGGAAUUGAUCUUCUUUUUGUGGCCGCAGCUGCGGGUCAACUAUCUGGAAAGUCGGCCUAGAAUUGAUAUUAUAGAGCUCUAUAGAUAUGCGAUCAGCGCCUGUAGAGUGCGGUGGCCGUCCUCCCAGAGCAUAUGGGACUGGGAUGAUAACGAGAACAUGUUUGUGAAGCCUGAAUUCUUUCAGACCUUCCUGGACCGGAGUGGCUGGGGGCUCACAUCGGUCUUCAUCGACAAAUACCCACAGCUAAUGAAAGGGAUCAAUGUGGAGGAGCUUCGGUACGACAUUCCGUAG
Molecule: messenger RNA, 1209 nt
Organism: Aspergillus bombycis
Lineage: Eukaryota; Fungi; Ascomycota; Eurotiomycetes; Eurotiales; Aspergillaceae
Product: bZIP transcription factor
Exons: 1
Coding region: 1-1209 (402 amino acids)
Source: RefSeq, a predicted model, not a curated record